Messenger RNA from Metarhizium brunneum ARSEF 3297, 1797 nucleotides. RefSeq lists its product as uncharacterized. Lineage: Eukaryota; Fungi; Ascomycota; Sordariomycetes; Hypocreales; Clavicipitaceae. The record is from RefSeq and is a predicted model, not a curated record. Gene Ontology annotation, molecular function: protein binding.
AUGGACGACCUCUUCCGUAACCCGUUUGGAGACGACAGCAGCGCGAAUGGGAAUGCUCAAAGGGAUACAGGCGGAGGCAAUGGCCCAACACUUAUCCGUACCGUUUACAAGACUAUGGCGCCAACUUUCGAAGGACCCAUUGCCGGAUACUCGACGCUUCAUGAUGAUCCCAAUCCAGAGCCAACUCAGGACUCGAGCCCUACCAGCAAACCAGACCCCAAGCCCACUCCAUCAACGACAUCCACGACGAAGUCGAAGCCCAAGGAGACACUCUCAAUGCCUACCGCCAUUUUCAAGCCUGACUCGAGUAGUUCGGCUCCCGAGACGUUGCUCAUCAAGGCUACUGGGAGUCCUGCCCUGUCACCGUCGAUUGACUAUGGCGCUCAGCCCACGUCAACACCAACAUUGAACUUUGUCUCCAGCACACCCACGUCCGAUGCAACGCCUGCUAAAAGCGGCGAUGAAGGUACUAGCGCGGGAGCAAAAGCAGGCAUUGCCUUUGGUGUUUUGGGUGGCGUGUUUCUUGUUGGCCUAGUCGCGUUCCUGUUGUUCAGCCGUCGCCGUCGACAAGCUGGUGAGCGCCGCGGUGCCUACAAUGAAAAGUCCUACGCCAAUGCGAAUGCCAAUGCAUUCGACGCCAUGACUGUUCGAAGUGAUCCUCAUGCUCCUCGCAUUAGUCUGCGACCGGUCACCCAGUUCCUGCCUAAUUGGGGCCUGGACAAACGCACAAGCAAGAGUGCUGGCAUGGCAUUAAACUCUGCCGCGGCUGUUGGAGCGAACAGUAAGAUCAAUGCUAUGCGGGAGCGCCCAUCUACUAGCCAGAGCACUCACCCUGCCAACCCCUUUGGCAACCAAGCAGAGCGUGUUUCGGAAUCAAAUAGCUAUGAACAAGGUGCUGUACCUCGCAGUGGUCCUUUUACUGCUAAUGGCCCUGCAAUUGCCGCCGGAGCUGCGGCUGGUGCAGGAGUGGUUGGUCUGACAAGAAAAGCUUCUAUGCGCAACAAUACAGAGAGGAAUAUUGACCUCACUCUUCCUCCCACCCUUGGAUCAAUACCACCCAGCCCUGCUGGAACCGAGUUCAGCAUGACUUCUGCUUCUUCUGGCGCGGCAAUGCCUCCGUCUAACGGUGCGGCAGCAAUUGCGGCAGCUGGAGGGCCUCCUAACUCCAAUGUGCACAGGGUUCAGCUCGACUUCAAACCUUCAUUGGACGACGAGAUGGAAUUGAAGGCUGGUGAUCUCGUUCGCCUCCUACAUGAGUACGAUGAUGGGUGGGCUCUUGUUAUCCGCUUGGAUCGGUCUCAGCAAGGCGUCGUUCCCCGAACGUGUCUGUCAACCCGCCCUGUGAAGCCCCGAGUUCCUCAAGGUGCACAACGACUUGGACCUCCAGUCAACCCAAAUGGACAGUAUCCCAGAAGUCCUAACCAACCUCAAGGACCCGGGCAACGGCCCAUGACUCCCCAGGGCCGACCCGUGACCCCCCAAGGCAGACCAAUGACUCCCCAGGGCACGGCGCCUCAGGCUCGUCCUCGAAUGGGGCCGGGAGGCCCUGGUACCUCGAGUCCUCGACCCAUGAGCCCUGCAGGACCUCCCCCAAGCCCUGCACCUCGCUUCAAUGGACCACCACCGCUGCCAGUGCAUCCCGGAAGCCAACCUGCAAGUCCAGUUGGGAUGAACCGACCGACAGGGCCCGUUGGACCUGGACGUGUGAAUCCGGCUCAGUCACCGCCUCCAGGUCCUCCUACUGGGCCCCCAACUGGGCCAAUUGGCAGAAAGCCGGUGCCAGGUCAAGCUUACUGA